UAGGACUUUUAACCCGACUAGUAUUGCGUGAUUACCGGAGGUCGGAAACGAAUCAGAGUAAUGGUUUGGAUGGUGCGUUGAAUUUUGCGCGUGCAUUUUUGUAAUCUUCAAGUGCAUAACGAAAACGUUUGACAGCGUUCUUUUCGACAAACUCACGAGAAAAUAAAAAAGAAACAUGAGCCCAAUUUCGUAUUUGUUUGUGAUCAUCGGCAUUUUGGAAUCCGUAGCCUCGGAAUGGAACACAAAGGAUUACAUGAAACGAGAACAUUCUCUGAUUAAACCGUAUCAAGGCACAGGUAUGACAAUACCUAAUUGGGAUUUUAUGGGAAGCACAAUGGUGACAAAUAAUUACAUCAGGUUAACACCUGAUCAACAAAGCAAGCAAGGUGCCUUAUGGAAUUCUAUACCAUGUCAAGUACGAAAUUGGGAGUUGCAAGUUCAGUUUAAAGUGCAUGGAAAAGGAAAGGAUUUGUUUGGCGAUGGUUUUGUUAUUUGGUACGCUAAAGAAAGAAUGACGUCUGGUCCAGUAUUUGGGAGUAAAGACUAUUAUCAGGGACUAGCCAUAAUACUUGAUACAUAUAGCAAUCACAACGGUCCACAUAAUCAUCAACAUCCUUAUAUCUCAGCCAUGAUAAACAAUGGAUCUCUGCAUUACGAUCAUGACCGCGACGGUACUCAUACGCAGCUCGCGGGAUGCGAAGCCAAGUUCCGGAAUUUGGACCAUGACACUCACAUAGCCAUAAGAUACGAAAGUGAUACCUUGACCGUUUCCACGGACUUUGCUAACAAAGCAGCCUGGAAAGAAUGCUUCCAAGUGAAUGAAGUUAAACUUCCAACAGGAUACUACAUCGGAAUAUCGGCAACUACCGGCGAUUUAUCGGAUAAUCAUGAUAUAUUAUCAAUCCGUUUGUUCGAAUUAGACUUGCCAAAUGAUACAAAAGAAGACAGAUCUCAAAUUGUGCCAUCAGCAGCAAGUUUUGAGGCGCCAAGAGAACGCGUAGAAGAUGCUCCGAAAGAGACUGGUAUGAGUGGUAUAAAGCUUUUCCUAGUGAUGUUAGUUAUAGCACUUGUUUUAAUAGCCUGUGUUGUCGUUGGCAUUAUGGUCUAUCAGAAACAUCAGGAGAACAGCAGAAAGCGUUUUUAUUAAAUUAAUUGUAGGUAGUGUAUGUGUCUUAAAUGUCAGCUUACCGUUAGGUUUCUCCUUAAAUUUCAGCUUACCGUUAGAUUUCUCCUUUAUUCGAGGAUCUUUCGUUAAACAGCUGUAAAUUUAAGCUGUAAAUUUAAGAACCGCUCAUAAGACUGUCUUCUGUUUUUCUUUGACUAUUACAAACAUAGAUCGACAUCGUGCCAGAGCAGUCUUCAGAAUAAAAGAGAAAAUGAGUAUGUACGAAAGCAUGAUAUCAACUGUAAUGUAUUCGCGGAAAAUUGCCUCAAUUUACACGCUUUACGCAAUCAGUAAAUGUUGCGUCGGUGUACAUUUGUUAUUUAUGCCCAAUUUGUAUUGCGAGUAUGUAUUUAUUACAGUUCCUUUACCAAAGUUAUUAACGUCUCAAGAUGCCACGAAGAAUUUACAUAAUGGAGUAUAAGUUUUUUUAUAUAUCCGACUGCUAAUCCCUAUAUUAUAGAACGUGGAAAAAGGUAAUCAAUGUAAAUGUAUGUUCUUACAAUAUGUGCAUAUUGCUAACUGAAUGCACUGCGGAUAGUUUAUAAAAGAUAUGUAUUAAUUUUUUUAGAGAAACCUAAAUACUUAAUUUAAUUUGUGGUGA
Pseudomyrmex gracilis is the source of this 1766-nucleotide messenger RNA. RefSeq names its product vesicular integral-membrane protein VIP36. The transcript has 7 exons. NCBI's taxonomy places the organism in Eukaryota, Metazoa, Arthropoda, Insecta, Hymenoptera, Formicidae. The record is from RefSeq and is a predicted model, not a curated record. Gene Ontology annotation, biological process: endoplasmic reticulum organization; endoplasmic reticulum to Golgi vesicle-mediated transport; Golgi organization. Gene Ontology annotation, molecular function: D-mannose binding. Bases 176 to 1147 code for a protein of 323 amino acids. Gene Ontology annotation, cellular component: endoplasmic reticulum-Golgi intermediate compartment; Golgi membrane; COPII-coated ER to Golgi transport vesicle.